Messenger RNA from Spodoptera littoralis (African cotton leafworm), 1896 nucleotides. NCBI's taxonomy places the organism in Eukaryota, Metazoa, Arthropoda, Insecta, Lepidoptera, Noctuidae. The record is from the annotation of a GenBank genome assembly.
AUGUCGGACAAGCAGCUAUUAAGACAAAGUUCUUUGAAAAAGCCGGGAAAACCAAACGUCAGGAGGAAAAAACAACAUGUACUCAUCAGGCUGCCGGACUCCGAUCCUGACAGGCCAUACAAGCUCAAGACGAAAAUAGUACUUGCAGCGUUAGCAGUCCUAGUCUUCAUAUCAGCAUUGAGUGGAUACCUCAUCGGGAGUGCAGACUAUGCAUCGCGGAGGGCGGCGGAGCCUCCGGAUCCAGUUGCACCUCUCAAACCCUCGGCUUCCCGUCUCCAUGUGUUCCAGAAAGCUGCUGUUUGCACAGAUGCACCUCAGUGUUCACAGAUUGGCAGAGAAAUCCUCAUCAAAAAUGGGUCGGCGGUGGACGCGGCAGUGGCAGCCAUGUUCUGCAAUGGUCUCCUGAACCACCAGAGCAUGGGGCUCGGUGGUGGCUUCUUCAUGACGGUGUACCUGAAGGAUGAAGAGAGGGCCUACACGGUGAACGCGAGGGAAAUGGCUCCUGGAGCCGCUACCGUCGACAUGUUCAAUGGAAGCUGGGACAAGGCUGCGAAAGGUCCUCUAUCCAUUGGAGUGCCAGGCGAGCUUCGUGGCAUGUGGGCGGCCCACAAGAGAUGGGGCAAGUUACCCUGGGAGAACCUGGUGGCUCCAAGCCUGGAUCUGUGCAGAAACGGCUUCGCUAUGUCCAAGGUCAUGUAUGAUGGACUAGAGAGCGCUCCGUACAUCAAGAAUGAUCCUCAUCUUAGGAAAAUGUACUUCAACACGGCUAAAGGCCAGUUCCACAAACCUGGCACGAUUAUAAAACCCAGUGAAGCUCUGUGCAACACCUACCAGAGGAUAGCUGAGAACGGGGGCGAUGACCUCUACAACGGGACGCUUGCAGCUGAUCUCCUGGAUGACCUGGAGAGGGUCGGCAGCAUCAUCACUGCUGAUGAUCUAAGGCAAUACGAGGCGAAAAUUUCAGAACCAAUAGCGGUUCCCUUGAGCAAUGGAGACACCUUCUACUCUCCGCCUCCGCCCAGCAGUGGGGCUAUCCUUGUAAACAUACUGAACAUCCUCAGCGGGUACAACUUCACAGCUGCCAGCAUCAAUACCACGGAAGACAAGAUCCUCACCUACCAUAGGAUCAUAGAAGCAUUCAAGUACGCGUACGCGACCAGAACGAAGCUAGGAGAUAGCGACUUUUUGGAUUUAAGUGAGCUUAUUCGCAACGUGACAACUCCAGAGUACGGCACAGAGAUCCGACUUCGUAUCAACGACACGUCCACCAGUAACGACACUGCCACCUACGGAGCGGAGACCUACAACCAACCUGAUGCUGGAACCGCUCACAUAUCCAUAAUAGCAGGCAAUGGUGAUGCUGUUUCAGUCACCAGUUCUAUAAACUUUUACUAUGGUGCUGGUUUCUCAACCCUCAAAACUGGUAUAGUAAUGAACAACGUGAUGGACGACUUCUCAUCUCCUGGCAUCACCAACUACUUCGGAUUGAAGCCAUCCCCAGCGAACUUUAUCGCUCCUCACAAGCGGCCUAUGUCUUCAAUGAGUCCCAGUAUCAUUGUGGAUAGGAAUGGCAAUGCUAAACUGGUGAUCGGUGCUUCUGGAGGCACAAAAAUUACUACUGCUGUGGCUUUGGUGACAAUACGCAAACUCUGGUUCGAUCAAUCAAUAAAGGAAGCUGUGGACGAGGCUAGGAUACAUCAUCAGAUUACCCCUAUGCACGUGGAAUACGAAUUUGGAGUUACUGAGGACAUAGUGCAGGGUCUUCGGGCAAAAGGCCACGGCAUGGUCCGAUACCGCAGUCGGGGCUCAAUAAUCUGUGCGCUCUAUAGAAAUAGAACUGCUAUCUACGCCAAUGCGGACUUCAGAAAAGGUGGCGACGUUGCUGGCAUGGACUGA